Molecule: messenger RNA, 3730 nt
Organism: Anopheles merus
Lineage: Eukaryota; Metazoa; Arthropoda; Insecta; Diptera; Culicidae
Exons: 5
Coding region: 1-2604 (867 amino acids)
Biological process (GO): sensory perception of sound
Source: RefSeq, a predicted model, not a curated record
AUGGAGUCGGCAGCCUCCGUCGCCGCCGAGCAAGAGCAGCCGCCCCGGGAGCCCCAGGAGCCGCCCCUGGUGCUGCUGCGGCUAGAAAAACCAUGCCUCCCGCAAGCAACGGUAUAUGCCGAGCAGGUGCAGGACGAGGAGGAAGCGGUAGAGGUGGAGGAGAAGUGGCAGAAUGGCGCUAGCGGGGUGAACGGCGCGAGCGAACAGUCCCCACCAUCGCCACCGCCGGGCGAGGAGCGGUCCCACUGCUGCGAGCCAGCCCCGACGCCACCGGGCGAGGACGGGCGGGAGCAGGGCGGGCUUAUAACGGCACUUGCCCCUGCAGCCGCUGCAGCGCUGGAGCGGGCCGGGCCUGCGCCCGACCAGCCGGCGGAGAACCACAACACUCUCGGCACGAACGUCGUCGGUGCGUCAACGGCUCCGUGCAGCGGUGCGCAACAGAUCGUGUACGUACGCGGUGCGCAAACGUGCGCUCCAGAGGCAACGCCGCUCGGCCACUGCGACAACGUGGUGCGCAUACAGAUUGUCCCGGCAGACGAGCAGGAGGAGCAGCAGCAGCAGCAGCCGGCGCAGGACCAUUCGCUAGUGAAGGACGAAGAAGAACAGUGUGUGCAGUGCGAGGGCGCGGAAGGGCAGGAGGACUGCAACAACAACCACAACAGCAGCAAGUGUCCGGCGCAGAGUGAUCGGACGCUGGUGCGCGUCGCAUCGCCCGACCCGCCGGAACCACCGACCAGCACCGCCGCGAUGGUGCAGAAGAAGCGGCACGAGCCGGCCGACCUGGACGGGGCCCCCUACGUCUACUACAUGGCGGCCCGGUCGGCCGGCGGCUCGACCGGCGGCUCGAGCGGCGGCUCGAGCGGCCAGUGCUCGCCGAGCGACAUGCUCGACAGUGGCACCUGCAGCGAUAUCGAGCUGACGCCGCCGCCGCUGCCGAAAAAGAUGUCGCAACGGUUGCGCGCGUCGUCCGGCGCGAUAAAGAAAAGCCUCGCGGACGGGGGCGACGUGGUGCGGCCGGCAGUGACACCGCCGCCGCCGGUAUCGCUGGCACCGCCAACGCCACCGCUCGCAGCGGCACCACUACAGGUAUCGGGCGUUGAUAACGACGACGACAACGGUCCGGAUAGCGUUAUCAGCGUGGCGCACCAACACGAACAGCGGCUCCAGCACCAGCAGCAGGAGACGGCCCGCAACAGACAGAACGCGGAGCAGACGGUCGACGGUUACGACACGGGGCGGACGGCCCACCAGCACGCAGCAAGUCUCAUCUCGGCGACCGACAGUGACGGCUCGGAAUCGUGCCUGAGCUGCGAUUCGCUCAACUUCGAGCAGCUACAGUCGAGCCUGGUGGUGGUGGCGGCGGCAGAGGAGGAAGGACAGCAGCGGGUGCUAGCGAAGCGGACCGGUGGCGGUCCGGCCCUGCCCGACUCGCUGCUCGCCGCAAUACGGGGCAGCCGGCCCAAGGUGUACUGCACCGACGACGACGCGGACGCAGACGACGAACCCGACGAGGACGAGGAGCGGAAGGUGGCCCGCCUGCCGCCGCCGCCGCCGCCGGCGACCCAUCAUGGUGGGCAGCGGUCCGGGGGCGCGCUCGAUCUGAACAGCUUCGCGUCGGCGGCAGCGGCGGCGGCGGCCGUCGCCGCCAGCAGCACCACCACCACCCGCACGCUACUGAUGGACAAAAUCAACAGCCUCGAGGCGGGCCGGGCGGUGCGCCACGAUCAACCCGAUCAACAGCCGUCCAGCAACCUGCCGUUGCUGCACCACCACCACCACCACCACCCAAUCAAUGAGCGGGCGCCGAGCAGCUGCUCGGCCAGCUCGCACACCGCCGAGAGCGUCCGCAGCAAUCAGUUCGAGAGCGACCGGUACUACAAGUUUCAUCUGAACGAGCGGGCGGCGGGCGAGCAGCAGGGCGCGACCCGGCCCGGCUCGCCGGACACCCGGCCCGGACCGUCGGCCGGGGCGGCCGCCGCCGACGACGACGACGAGAGCUUUGCCGGGCUGCGCGACCUCAGCAACGGCACGUCGACGAUCCGCAGCAACAAGGGCACGGUGCGGGGCGUCAAGAACCGGGUCCGCAAUGGGAUCGCCACCUUUCUCCAGAUGCAGCAGACCGGCAUGAAGAACUACAAGGACAAGGAGGCGGGUAAGGUGGUCGUGUACAGCACCAGCAUGGGCAUCGUGCGGGAAACGUACACCAAGUGCGCGAACGUGAAGCAGAUCCUGCGCACGCUGCUGGUCAAGUUCGAGGAGCGGGACAUCUUCAUGAGCAGCGAGUACCAGCAGGAGAUCCGGGAGCGGAUGCAGUCGGACACGAUCAACAUACCGCAGGUGUUUGUGGACGGUCAGCACAUCGGGGACGCCGAAUGUAUCGAGCGGCUGAACGAGAGCGGCGAGCUGCGCAAAAUGCUGAAACCGUACAAGUGUCUGGAGUCGCCGUACAUGUGCAAGGUGUGCGGCGGGUACCGGUUGCUGCCGUGCCCGUCCUGCGGCGGCUCGAAGAAGUCGAUCCACCGGAACCACUUCACCGCCGAAUUCGUCGCCCUCAAGUGCAUGAACUGUGACGAGGUCGGGCUGGUCAAGUGUCACAACUGCUGAGCGGGGGGGUUUUUUUUUUGGGAGGUGUUACAAUUUUAUCAGUACCACAUUACACACACACACAUACACAGAGAGGGAGCCUCCUAACUAAGCAGGUCGACGAACGAGCUGAGCAGGGUAAACGGAGGACAGUGGCAGAGUCAGAGUAUGAUAGUAGCUAAGGAGAAGCUUCAUUUUUUAGGUGCGCGCGUGUGUCUGUGUGUGUGUGAGUGGGUUUAUUUUUGAUAGACACGCAUGACCACGUCGGGCUGGAAGGAGCCGAACAACAGGAAAAAUGGACGCGGUUCCCCUUAUUUCGUUACUUAGUAGUUUGUCAUCUAGCAUGUAUCGGGUUUUGUUCGUUAAGUGAUUAGUGUGUCCCUGGUGUACUUCCUUCUUUUCUUUCCUCUUUCUCCACACACACAGACACAUGCACAAAUACACAUAUUAUUAAAAGAAUAUUUUGUGCGCCCAAAAAAGCGACAGUCAGUUAGCUUUCUUCCAUUCUCCUAUAGUCACCACGUGGUAGGCACAUUAUUUAAGCAAAUAUAACUUUUUUAUUAUUUUACAUAGACACACACACACACACAUACAUACACAUAUUAGUAAGGUGCAAGAACCCCAUUCAUCCUCAAAUAGCAGCUUUAGUUCUGUGUUUUUUUUUCUGCUACCUUUUCUGUAUAUCUAUGCAACACACACAAACAAAACGGGAAGGGGCCGGCAAGCGUUUAUUGUACAUAGUGAUAAUCCGUACUGCUACUACUAGCAUCACUAGCUGUGUUGUUGUUGUUGUUUUUUUUGCUCAAACGUAAUGUAAUCCGACUUAUCGACUUUCAUUCUAGACCGCAUUAUCUUAAUCAUUAUCUUAAUACUCCUUCCCCCCUUUUUUUUGAUGGCCGUAAAUACAACGGUUGCUGCGCUGCCCACUGCCCCGGAAGCCAGUCGUGACCAGGCUAUUUGUGUGACGUGGAGGAACUAGAUAGGGUGUGAUAGAUAGAGGAAGAGAGAGAGAGAGAGAGAGAUAGGGAAAAAGGAGAAGGAGAUAAUCAUUUAAAAAAAGGAUACACAGGUGGAUACAGCCCGAGGUGGUGCUGGCCUGCGAAAUGGUACCUAUUGCUCGGAAAAAUAUAUUCCUAAACAAGCAAAA